GUUGUGUAAGAACUGCAAAGAGAGGUGAUCCAGUUCAAGCUGUUCCUCAUUGGGAUUGAAGUGCUGCAUUCUUGAGUGUCUGAUCCACAGAUGACAUCCUUCACAGGCAUUAAGCAUCAAAUAAUCAACACCUAUUUCUAUAAUGAAGUUUCUGAGAUCCUGCCCCAACUAGAAACAAAGCUUACUUUUGCUACAAUCACAUGCACAACAACAGAGUCUCAUCCUAAUCCAUUUUCAUUCUUUAUGAUACUUGUUAGGCUUCUUAUAAUCUAACAUUACUUCUUCUUGCUAGCCCCUACAGUGCAGUGCAGGGACAAACAUGCCUCAACCAGUUAGGCCAAAGAAGCUUUGAGAUUUGAUCACCCUACACCAAGUCCAGGAUUAACCCAUCUUUAGUCCAAGGAGGCAGUGCCAGUUUUGUAACAGUGGAUGCAGAAAUCAAAACAAGUUUAUAUUUGCAAGAAGCAUCACAAAGAAGUGUGGAUUCAGCGAAAUAUGCAAGAUGGAAGAAGUCAUUGUCCGUACUUGUUUGGGGAGGAUCUCGAGGAGACAAGUUGUCAUUUAGUAAUAUUGAACAUUUGAUUAGGAGCUAAGUAUUCUCCAGCUGAUGGUGCUGCGAAAUGUGAGCCUUCUUUUCCUUGGAGUUGCUGAACCAGAGCUUGCUUGCUGCUGAUGGAAUCUAAAUGGCUGUAUUCUGAACAGUGAUCAUGAAACCUGGAGCUUACUUGCCGCAAAUGGCAGGUAGUAAGUCUGGAUAACCAUUAGCACAUCCAUGGCUGUGUUUGGAUCUUGAUACAUGAUGCUGUGUAGUCCAAGCUUCCAUGGUGGAAAUUAGCUGUUGAUGAAGGUUGAAGGUUCAACAUAUAGGUGCCUCUUCUUCUUCCAUGAAAUGCUGCAGAUUGGCACUAUUAAGCAACCAGGACUUCGAAGAUGGAAAGAUCAAAAGCAGCAACAGCAUUUCUGUUCUUUGUUCUAACAGUGGCAAAUGAAACCACUCAAUAUGGUCAAAGUGGUGAGAGAGAGAUGGAUUAAUAUACAGAUGAGUUGCAGAGUUGGAAUGGGUUUUGUCCCCCUCAACACUCAUCAGGCUGCGUGCAAGUUCGGGAAUGGCGCACAUGCGGGUGGGCGGGGCUUCCUCUCUCUCUCUCUCUCUCUCAAAGUGAACGCGGUACGGCCGCGAGGGAGCGCGGACGCGGGCCAAAGAACGAGCAGCAGCGCACGCUCCUGCCAUCCAAGCUUCGGGUGUCGCGCCACCACCUGCUUCUCCUCCCCCAUAAAAGGCCUUGAAGCUCCUCCUAGGAAACUCGCCAAACUGCAACCACAUCCUCCGGAAGAGCUGAAGGGAGAGGAAGCGUUGGCCGGCAUGAAGAUGAUGAGGAGCCACGGGAAGGCGCCGCAGAGGGGCGGGCUCAGCAGGGCGCUGCGGGAGCAAAAGGCGAGGCUUUACAUCAUCCGCCGCUGCGUCGUCAUGCUCCUCUGCUGGCAUGAUUAGCCGUCGAGCGUUCGACCUUUUGUCUCCCCUUUUCCUCCCUGCCAAAGUCAUGAUGGGACUUCAGCUCGGCUACUCCUUUUUGACAUGUACAUAGAUCUACAGGCCAUGAGAGAUCCUUUUUCCCUUCCACUGGAAGGCAAGAGUCAAAUAUAUGAACAUUUUGGGAGUUCAAAUUCCA
This is a messenger RNA of Musa acuminata AAA Group (dessert banana), 1670 nucleotides long. RefSeq lists its product as uncharacterized. The record is from RefSeq and is a predicted model, not a curated record. Lineage: Eukaryota; Viridiplantae; Streptophyta; Magnoliopsida; Zingiberales; Musaceae. The transcript has a single exon. Gene Ontology annotation, biological process: negative regulation of cell population proliferation. Bases 986 to 1492 code for a protein of 168 amino acids.